AUGCUGGACCAACUUAGUGCUUUAGAUGACUCUAGACUUUAUAAGUCCAUUCUCAGUGUUGUCACGACCGUUUACCAGCCGAUUACGCUCUGUGGUUCUUUUCUAACACUCCGAGAACGCACAAUCCUGCUAAUUCAUCAUUCUGCUAAAGACUUUCUGGUUCGAGAAGCAGCCCAUGAGAUCUUUUCUGAUGGAUAA
Penicillium taxi is the source of this 198-nucleotide messenger RNA. RefSeq lists its product as uncharacterized. NCBI's taxonomy places the organism in Eukaryota, Fungi, Ascomycota, Eurotiomycetes, Eurotiales, Aspergillaceae. The transcript is spliced from 2 exons. The coding region runs from base 1 to 198 and encodes 65 amino acids. The record is from RefSeq and is a predicted model, not a curated record.